Pyrenophora tritici-repentis Pt-1C-BFP is the source of this 990-nucleotide messenger RNA. The record is from RefSeq and is a predicted model, not a curated record. Lineage: Eukaryota; Fungi; Ascomycota; Dothideomycetes; Pleosporales; Pleosporaceae.
AUGCAUUUCCUCCAAAUACUACCGCUCCUAGUCACGUCUGCCUCUGCCCUUGCCUUCCCUGGUGCCGAGGGCUUUGGCAGCAAUGCCGUCGGCGGACGUGGCGGCACUGUAUACGUCGUUACGAACCUCAACGACAGCGGUGCUGGCUCUCUCCGCGAUGCCGUAUCCCAGCCAAACCGCAUAGUUGUCUUUUCAACUGGCGGCCUGAUCAACAUCAAAGAACGCAUGGUAGUAUCCAAACGCGUGUCCAUACUCGGCCAAACCGCGCCCGGCGACGGCAUUACCGUGUACGGCAACGGCUGGAGUUUCAGCAACGCCAACGACGCAAUCGUACGCUACAUCCGCAUCCGCAUGGGUAAGAGUGGAAGCAGCGGGAAAGACGCUAUCACCAUCGCUUCGGGAAGUAACAUGAUCUUCGACCACGUGAGCGUAUCCUGGGGCCGCGACGAAACAUUUUCAAUCUCCGGGACCGACGUCGGUAACAUUACCAUUCAAAACAGCAUCAUUGCGCAGGGCCUUCAGACGCAUUCGUGCGGCGGCUUGAUCCAGACGGAGGUUGGAAACGGGAUCAGUCUCUUCCGCAACUUGUACAUUGACAACAAGACGCGAAAUCCAAAAGUCAAGGGUACGAAUGAUUUCACGAAUAACGUCGUGUACAACUGGGGGAACGGCGGGGGUUACAUCGCGGGUGAUUCGAGUGCAGAGAGUCAAGCGAACAUCGUGGGGAAUUACUUUGUAAAAGGCCCCGAUACGACCGUCGCGCCAUUCACACGCGGAAACGACAAGUUCAAGGGAUUUGUAAAGGGGAACUAUUACGAUGAUAAUCGGAAUGGGGUGGUGGAUGGCGCGGAGAUUGCUGUAUCGCCCAGUAAUUACGGAGGCAUGAACAUCCAGGCUUCAAGAUUUGCGUAUCCCGCUCCUGCAAAGGUGUUGGCGGCGAGAGAUGCGUUGACAGGCGCAGUUCAAGGAUGUAGAGGCUUGGGCGAAUAG